ACUAGAGCGGAGGGUGUAGCUGCUGCAGUCAUGGCUCCCAGACCGCGUAUACCAGUGCAAUACUAAAAAAACUUGAAAAGAAAUGCAUUGUUCAUGUUUAAAACCGAGAAGUGCGAUUUUAGGAUCCAUAUUUACAGUUUCAGAUUAAAACCGUAGCUUUAUUUUUCUCUCCCUUAAACGCGAGCGAGCUAUGGAUGCGCAGGUUGCAAACCAUUGCAGCAUCAAGUCUGCAGCGAAAGCGAGCAGCCCGCAGAAUGCAGCUGAAAGCCGCAUCGAAAACGCACCGAAGAAGAAAUCCCGCACGAGAAGAGGCAGAAGAGGAAAGCGACGGAGGGGCAAGAAGGCCAACGAGCCCCCGCCGUUUCUGCCACCGGAGGCUGAAGAGGGAAACAUUGAAUACAAGUUGAAGCUGGUGAACCCCACGCAGUAUCGGUUCGAACACUUGGCCACGCAGUUGAAGUGGCGACUGCAGGAGGGCCGGGGGGAGGCCGUGUAUCAGAUUGGGGUGGAGGAUAACGGUCUGCUGGUUGGACUUACAGAAGAAGAUAUGAAAGCCUCACUCAAGACACUUCGCAGAAUGGCUGAGAAGGUUGGAGCCGAUAUCACGCUCCUGAGAGAUAGAGAAGUGGACUGCGAUAGAGCUCGACGGAAAAUCGCUGAAGUUCUUGUGCGGAAAGUUCCAGAUGACCAGCAGUUCCUGGAUCUCCGUGUGGCUGUUCUGGGUAACGUGGAUUCAGGCAAGUCAACUCUGCUGGGUGUGCUGACUCAGGGCGAGCUGGAUAACGGACGGGGCAGGGCCAGACUCAACCUCUUCAGACACCUGCAUGAGAUUCAAACGGGACGGACAUCCAGCAUCAGUUUUGAGAUCCUGGGCUUUAACAGCAAAGGAGAAGUCGUAAACUACAGUGACUCUCGCACAGCAGAGGAGAUCUGUGAGAGCUCUUCUAAGAUGAUCACUUUUAUUGACCUGGCUGGUCAUUAUAAGUACUUGAAGACCACAAUAUUUGGCCUGACAAGCUACUGCCCAGACUUUGCCAUGUUGGUGGUGGCAGCCAAUACUGGCAUUGCUGGCACAACAAGGGAGCACCUGGGUUUGGCGAUGGCGCUGAAGGUGCCCAUAUUCAUUGUGGUGAGUAAGGUGGACCUCUGCGGUAAAAGCACGGUGGAGAAAACGGUCCGCCAGUUGGAGAGAGUGCUCAAACUGCCCGGAUGCAACAAGGUCCCCAUGGUGGUGUCCAACCCUGAUGAUGCCGUCACGGCUGCUCAGCAGUUCGCACAAUCCUCCAGUGUGACGCCCAUCUUCACCCUCUCCAGUGUGUCUGGGGACAAUCUGGACCUUCUGAAGGUCUUUUUCAACAUUCUUCCGCCUCUGAGCAACAGCAAGGAGCAAGAGGAGCUCAUGCAGCAGCUCACAGAAUUCCAGGUGGAUGAGAUUUACAGUGUUCCUGAUGUAGGGACGGUAGUCGGAGGUACACUGUACAGUGGUGUGUGUCGUGAAGGAGACCGGCUGGUCGUGGGUCCCACUGAUGAUGGCCGGUUCCUGAGGUUGAAGGUGUGCAGUAUUCACAGGAAUCGCUCCGGCUGCCGCGUGCUGAGAGCCGGGCAGGCCGCCACUCUUGCACUCGGGAACUUCGAUCGCUCGUUACUACGAAAGGGCAUGGUCAUGGUGAGCCCCAAAAUGAACCCUACUAUUUGCUGGCAGUUUGAGGCUGCAAUAGUCCUCCUGUUCCAUGCCAAGACUUUCCGCCGUGGUUUCCAGGUCACGGUGCACGUGGGGAAUGUGAGGCAGACCGCCACUGUGGAGUGUCUCCUUGGAAAGGAGGAGCUGCGGACAGGAGAGAGAGCUGUAGUGUGUUUCAGAUUCUUAAAGCACCCUGAGUAUUUGCGUGUGGGAGCCAAGCUGCUCUUCAGAGAGGGGGUGACCAAAGGCAUCGGACACGUGACGCACCUCCUACCCUCCACCCAAAACUACGUGCCUGAUCAGAACCGCAACCAGAACCACAGUUAGACACAUUGGGAGUGAUACCAUGAAUCAAGAGGACAUUUGACUGCAGCUGCAGUCACUUGCCUUGAGUUUGCAUCCUCUAGUUCCAUUGUGCACCUUUCAUUUCCACUCUAUAGAUUUGCCAAUAAUUGCAGAUUUGUUUGUGUGUAAAUGCUCUCGACUCCUGUGACAUUUGGACGGUUUUGGUACAGUGAUUUACUGAUUAGAGUGUAUGUUUUCCAGGUGUAAUGGAGCAUGAAAACCUCUCCUCUUUUUGCACUAGUGCGUGUUUCACAUCUUAAGUUAAAGCUGGCUGACCUUUAGUGAAGCAUGUGGGAUUUCAAGUCACUAAGUUGGGUAUCUGGAGCAGAUUUCUGCAGGAACAACUCCUUGCCUGCAUCCUGCAUUUUAGAUAUGAGAACAUAAUAGUAGCAUUCAACUUCAGAUCCUAGGUAGUUUUAAAUAUGUGAUGUUACCCCAGUAGAUCUGAUGACAGUGAUUUACACAGGCAGGUCAGAAGCAAGAAUCUAAGGCCCUGUCCACAGAAACGCGGGAAUUUCAAAGCUGCAGCUUGUUCUAUGCGGUUUGGCCAUUCGUCCACACGCAAACGCCGCAGUAGGUCACUGAAACCAAAAUGUUUGAAAACUCCUGGCAGAGUGAAGAUUUUCAAAAACUCUGGUCGCAGUGUUAUCCUGGAGACAGGUUGAAAAACACAUAAAGUAUACUCCCAUUGAGCUCCCAUUUUUCGAUUUUACUGUUCUUUAUGAUGGUUGUUUGUCAGUGUGUAAAAUAUACAUAUUGUUGCGAAUAGUUUGGUUCUGUUGCCAGGUCAGCUGUACUACCUGAACUUCGUAGGUGGUUAAUAUUUGUCACAAAGGCGAAUGUGAACAUGAUACAUUAAGCCAGUGGUUUUCAACCUGUGGUCCGCGGCCCCCUAGUGGGCCACGGUGGUAUUGCAGGUGGGCCGCCAAUUAUUUUCUGUUCAUUUCCAGUCCAUUCUAGGGCUGUGCGAUUAAAAGAAAACGUCCUAAAAUCACGAUUUGAGCGUGCGCAUAUGCCUAACUCCAGGUUCACACACUGUCUGUGAUGCGCCUUUUUUCUGAGCCAAUGUUGAUCAGAGCGUUCUCACUGCGGUAAAAGGCUAGAAAUAAAAACGUGCGAAAAUAAUUCAUGUCUAACACAUGAGCAUAGAGUGAAUUUGUUAGUGAACAGGAUGCAGUUUAAGUGAGAGGAGACACGUUUUAAGUGUGCACACUCUCUCCUCGCAAAGCAGCGUGUAUCUGAGCAAGCACGACCGGUUUUGUGACAGAGCAAAGGAAAUCUGCUGCGAACAGAGAGAUUCGCACUUGUGCAUUAUUUUAAUGUGCUUUCGCGUUAUAUUUAUGCGCUCUCACUGCUGACCGCAUACACAUACUGUAUACACACUGCAAACACCUGAGGCACCGCUACAAUUAAUGAGCUCUAUGAACAAUGCAUGGCAAAAAAGAAAAAAAAGUCUCUGUAUACAGGAUUUUUAUUUAUUUAUUUUGCCACAAGUCUAUACAUUUUUUUACAUCUUCACUAUAGUGAUAAUUUUGACUUAUGUCUGUUCUAGAGAUGUUACAACUUUUUGAUAAAGCUCUGAUUGGUUUUCUUUUGGAAAUAUGUUUCAAAUUAAUCCUGAAUGCAUUUAUGACUGUAAAAGCACAAUUGCAAAAUUGAUCAAAAAAAUCGCGAUAGUUAUUUUUUUUUUUGUCCAUAUCGCACAGCCCUAGUUUAUUCAAUAAAUAUAGUUUAAAAUCUAGCUUCUGAGUACUAAGUUAUUAACCCAAGAAUAGCGGGGUCAGUUAAUUUUUUUGAAGUGGGCCGCGCAAACAUAUGUGUUUGGUUGUGUGGGCCACGAGUUGAAAAAGGUUGGGAACCACUGCAUUAAGCGAUAUUGUCUAUUGUCUGCACAAUACAGCGCAAAGCUGGCUGCAGACACAAAUGAAAACAGUUGUAACGGACAACAGUUAUUGCAUUCGAUGUUGUCAUUUUAUAGUUGUUCCAUUAUGAUCGAAAAAAAUGUUGAAAAAUGUCCUUACACAAAUUUUAGUGAACAAGAAACAAAAAUGUUAAUGGAACCUAAAACGCGCAGAUUUGAAUUUUAAUGAAUCGGAUAAUUCACAAAUAAUUUUACAAACACUUGACACUUUUAUUAUGUUUGAAUUUCAUGAAUAAACAACCACAGCCUUGUUUUUGUUCACGUAUUGUGGCAUCAUUUUGAUGCGUUAGUUGGUGCGUUGGAACAUCGCCCCCUAUCUUCAGGACAGGAAAGGAACAGAAAGGGAAUUUUUGGAGCUCUAGGGUUGUACGAACAGUCAGGCAUGAUUGGUUUUCCAGUAGCUUGAUUACAUUGUGCCUAGUUAUAGAUGCAUUCACAGAUGACUCCAAAAAAUGUUGUGCAUAUUGCACGAUUGUUUGUAAGCAAAUAUAAACAAGGUUUAGGUCAUUUCCAAUGGCUUACAGGUUUAACUGGGUUAAUAUUUUGGCAGCUUUGUGUGAUGGGCAUUUGUCUUGAGCAUGCACAGGAACCCAGCUAACCAUUGUGUCGUGUGCCCUGUUCACCCAUGAACUCCUAUUUUAGAUAUUGUGCAAUUAUAUAAACAUUGAAUGUACUGAUCAUAGAUAUAAUUGUACCAUUUGAAGUUAUGAAAAGAAUAAUGUGACCGCUAAUACAUAAAAGCUUAUUUCGAUUAACAGUAUUUAACCCUGGGCGUUAAGUCUUUAAACAUGAGCAGAACGCAUUUACAAGUGUAAAUAACUUGUAAAACCUUGUUUUUACAGAAUUUUUAACGAAGAAAUUUGUUCUGCUUUUGUUUAGGCAAUGAGGCCCAAUCGCUUUCAAAACUUCAUUUGUUGGUCAACAGUGCAUGUGGUGCUUACACAAAUAAUAAUUAAUAUUGUCUGCAGUGCAUCUGGUCGGCUUUACUACAUUUGAGAUCUAUCUUCAUUUCAUGUACUUCUGAAAAAAGUCCUCAAAAGCCUAGGAACCUAGGAUCUAUUACUUUGCUAUUAGUUCCUAUGUAAUAAAGAAUGUAUGUUUUAUUGUGCAAACCCUUUGUAGUUAAUUAAAGACAAGAAAUACAA
This is a messenger RNA of Carassius gibelio (silver crucian carp), 5092 nucleotides long. RefSeq names its product GTP-binding protein 2-like. The transcript has 12 exons. The coding region runs from base 191 to 2008 and encodes 605 amino acids. Gene Ontology annotation, biological process: translational elongation. The record is from RefSeq and is a predicted model, not a curated record. NCBI's taxonomy places the organism in Eukaryota, Metazoa, Chordata, Actinopteri, Cypriniformes, Cyprinidae. Gene Ontology annotation, molecular function: GTPase activity; GTP binding; translation elongation factor activity.